CGCCGCGCUGCGCCGAGUCGCCGGCGAGCGGGCGUCGCCCCUCCCGCGGGCCCGCGCCCUCACCCCGGCCCUCGUUCACUGAAUCUCCCGUCGACGCCGGCAAACUCGACCGACCUCUUUUCGCAAGCUAACGUCGCAGCCGCGUCCGUUUCCCGCCGCGAAACUGCGCUCGAUCUUUACGUGAACCUACCCAGCCUGAACUUACUUCAGUUAAACUGUUUAAAGAUUGAUUUCUGACUUGUAGAGGUUUCAGAGCGUGAUGUAGGCAUUUCCGUAAUGUAUUUCGAGCUAGCCUGGUAUAAGUUGUAAGUUAGCGCGCGAGUGCGAUGCGUGUGAGUGCGCGCGGUUGCGGGCGAGCAUGGCCGGGCGCGCUGCCGGCUGCGUAGGCGCGGGCCGCGAUGGACUGCUGCAACUACGGCGAGUACCGCGGGCCAGCGCACGCGGCGUACGGCGCGGGCGCGGGCGCGGGCUGGGAGGGCUACGGCUACGCGCCGCCGCCCUACGCGCCCUACGCGCACUACUACUCGCCGCACGCGCACGAUCCCUACAUGCGCUACUACCGCUACGACUACCCCGUGCACCACGUGCACCAUAAUGAUCAUGCCAUGCCUAUGGACUACGGCGCGUACGCACUGAAGGAGGCGCGAACGCGACGAGCUUUGGCACGCAGGGAGUUACGCACGCAACCUCCCGCACACCUUUCCUUACCGCACACGCCACCAUUGGAAUGUGGAUUAAAUGGACGUGGGUCGGUGUACUGCGAACCACAGAUGUGGCCAUCUUAUCAGAUGGGAAUGUUAGGAAGUGGAAACUGGGGCGGAGCAAGUGCGAUGAGCGGCUCGUGGGCUUCUCGAAGCAUGUGUUCCCGUGAACCAAUACGAUACGCUUCUGAUUGUCGUCUCAUGAAAAGCUCGAAUCUACAUACCCCGAAUCUUGUCUGUGGUCAGGAUGGUAGAUCCACGCCUUAUCCUACAUAUGAGGAUUCACAUUACAGCGGAGAAAAUGAAGUGAAACAAAGUAACAUCCAAGAGUUUUCUGGACGCACCAGCACUCCAUCGGAAGCGGUUCGACCGGCGCGCGAACAUUUAAUCCAAGAGCAGCGACGCUCUCCUCCUGAAGAAAAACGGCCACCGGUCGUACCUCUCCCAGCCUUCCAGCAAGCUUUUGGCUCUACCGAAAUCGGUAAAUUCGCUGAGGCUUUCAGCCGCGCCGAGGUGAAACAUGAAACCGAGGAUUCUUCGGAUAAUUUCAUAUUCGAAUCGUUCCAAGACUGGGACGGUCCACCCGAACUGCAAUGGACCUCGCAACCCGCAUCCCGGGAAAUCAAAUGUGAAGAUAACUUUUGAGGAUAUCUUCACGCUAGUGCUAAUUUGGGGCGGUUUCGCCUUAUAGGUAAUUAGAUAAUUUUUAGUUCCACCACCACGUUGCCAAAAUGAAGUAGCUCGGUGUCGGAGUUACCCCGGCAUCAUAGAACUAGUAUGUGAUACCAAUUUUUUUAAAGCGUACGAAGUCUAAUGAAAUAGUGGGGUGACUUUGAAUACAUAUAUACAUAAUAAUAUGAUAUAAUAUUAUAUUAUAGAAAAAAAUAGUUAUUCCCUUUAACUAGUUUUAGACAGACCUUAAGAGAUAAGAUGAUUAAUCGUUAGUGUGGGAUGAGGAAAUGUAGGUAGGUAUGGCGAUUAAAUGAAAGAUGAAACAAGAUUCAAUGUGCCUUUACUCGAAGAGCCCGGCCGCAUCGCGCGGCGUCCUCCGCCCCGGCCCUCGCCACGGAUGUCGAUAUCAUAAUUACAAUAGCAAUUUUAGGGACCAACGUUUAGACAAAUAUACACGACCCUGUCGCGUACACGACCUAUGCGCAAUAAGCUCAACGAAACGUUAGGUUCGGUCAGGGAGUUUAACGAAAUUUUUAGGAACCCUAGUUGAAAAAUAUGACUACUGAAUACAGAUAUAAAGAUCUGUCGAAAAAAAAUAAUCGAAAGUAAGUAUUAAUAAUAUUGUGGUCGAUAAAUCAUAAGUGUAUUAAACCACGAGUUUACGGCGGUUAUUGGUUACAAUGUAUAAAGGUGAAAACCAAUUCCUGAUUAUAAUAAAAUUAGUAAUAUUUGCUAUACUUAUUAAUAUAGAGUAAAAUGUUAGAUAAUACAUUGUUCAUCCGACAAAGAAUUUAGAUUUAAUUAUAAUUACUUUAUGAUUAGUCUGAUGUUGUUUAGUUUAACCUGCACAGACAAGCUAGGGUAGGUACUUAUUAAUAGGUAAUAAUAAUAUUUGAAAGUUUUUAAUGGUGUAAAAAAUAUUACGACUCUAUAUAUCUACCUACCGCUUGAGUUGAUUUUCUUUCGAAGUAUCAUAAAGGUAACUAUAGUAAAGACUCCUUAUUUUGAAAAGUUUGCAUGAUUUAAGAUUCGUGUUAUCUUUUUAUCUUCCUUUCAACCUAUUACUUUUUCUAGACUAGUAAAGGGGCUUCAAAGACGCCGCGCGGAAUCAUAAUAAAUAAUAUCUACCUUUGAAAAUUAUUAAUGAAUAAAUAAUGACAAUCGUAUAAGUAUAUUUAGGUAGUUAAAUUUUUAAAAAGAUUACUUAUGAAUAAGACAGCUUUUUGAGAAAAUUGCUAGGGUCCAAUGAAUUCGAGAUAAAAUACCUAUAAUUGUGCAAACAAUGUAACAAUUUCUAACUUCUUGAUGUAUCACUGCAUUUAACAGAUCAGUUUAGAGCUACUUAUGGGGACUCUUGAUUUAUCAAAAUUGGACCUAUCAUUUCUUUCCAAUCGAGCUUUGAUUAAAAUAAUAUUGCCAAAUACUAUGUCCAUUUAAUAUUAUUUAAAUUAUUGUUUUAUCUGUGAUAAAUAAAUGUUUUUAUGUUUUUAAAUACUUAAAAAGGUAAUGUAGUUUCCGAUUUUAUAUUUGACUAGCUAACCUGCCCUGGCUUCGCAUGGGUAUGAAACCCGUAUUGAAUUGUAUUGAGAAACUUUUGGAUUCUUUUUUUACUGAAAUCGAGCCUGUAAAUAAUAAGGAAGAAAUGAAAAUAUAUUUAUUAAUUGUGUGUUUAUUUUUACUACACUGAUUGUGAUUGAUUUGCUGUUACCUGUUCAGGGGUUCCGUCCAUCAUCUCCGAAACUACUAAUUAGACCACCACAGUUAGGGAACUUCUAGCAAAACGCGAGGCUUCGACGUCCCUGGCAGACGUCAAAAUGUUAGUACAUUAGGUAAUUGACGCCGGUAGCCCUAAUGUAGCCCUAUUUUUCUAUGUCGCUAUAGUCUAAUAUUUGACAUAUCGUCGAUUUAGAACCAAACUAAUCCAAAUCAAACCCAGAAUUCCGUCUCUCUAUUUCAUUCUGUUUUUACUCGCAUCAGACCAAUCAGUUCAUAUUUGACGGAGCUAUUCCAGUAAUAGUGACAAAACUUUCAUUCCCUGCCCUGAAAGAACGUUGUUUUUCGCGAUACGUACAACUCGAGAGUCUCUGUCAAAAGUACGUAGGUACCCAUACCAAGUUGCAUUUAAAUCUGAUCAGUAGUUUCAGCGUGAUGUGUGCACCGAUAGGUAAUUAAAGAUUAAAAAAAACUGUUUUGGGCUUAAAGUAUAUCAAAAAUAAUGUUCCCUGCAGUUCUUUUUUUUAAAUAUAGAUAUAUAAUGCACAUAAAUUGUUCAGUUACAGUUUUAUUAUGAGUAGAGUUUUAGGUAUUGUUUCUAUGACUUAUUAUUAGAAUCGUAUGCAUAGAUAUCAGCAGUGUUACUUAUUUUUGUCACAAUGAAACUAGUUACAUAAUUUUUAUUCUUUCCCCCGAACCAUUAAAUGUUCUGAAAACACUUUUUAAAAGACGAGUAAUUUUAACUUCAAACUGCAGGCAAUUCUUCUCUAACAAAAAUAAGUCUAUGUUAGGUACCUACAUAAUAAUAUAUAAUUAAUUAUUCGCAACUCAAAUAAUGAAAAUAGCAGCUGCUGCUACCUAUGCUAGCUUUUUUAACCGACUUCAAAAAAAGGAGGAGGUUCUCAAUUCGUUGGAACCUUUUUUUUUGUUACUACUUUUUCUUCCUUCUUCCGAGAUUAACUUUUUUUAGAAAUAAUAUAAAAUUAAACAUUAACUUCCAUUGGUCUUCGUAUUUAUGAAAGGAAUCUAUGUGUGUUUGUAUCUGAACCUCUUUCGACAAAUCAGCAAAAUUAAUGGAGUGCCUUAUGUAAUUAUUAUGAUAAUAUGAAAUUAGGUGGAAGAAUUUUAUUCUAGUCUAAUUUGAUGGAACACCAUAUUAUAGUUGAUAGCAUAAUGAAACCUCUUUUAAACCGAGAAUUUCAUUAAUGAGUAGAUGUGAUAAUAAACUUAUUUAAAGUUAUUUAACAAUAUACUUGUAAAAGCGUGCGUAAUAUAUUUAAAAUAUUAUAAAACUUAGUCAACGUGUGCGCUAACUUUAAAUACAAUAGAUAUAUACAAAGUAAUUUGUUAUAUAAUGAGUUUAAUUUGUGUGAAUAUUUAUAGAGUUAUGAAAUUAUUCUUCAAUUUGUGUUGUAUCAUUAUUUUUGGAACCUAUUGAUUCAAUGGGUAUAGAAGUGUUAUAUAAUUAUAUUGAUGGCAUCUAGAUAUUUACGUUGCGUAUCUGUUAAUGUUCAAGAGCUUGAGGAAAUUCUGAAGAGAGAGAUCCUUGAUGAAAGCUGUGUACGGUAAUUCUUCUACGUCACCAGAGCAGGUCUACUUUGCCAAACUAAGCACGAACUUUUACCUUUUAUCAAACAGCUACUCAAAGUUUCCUCAGGUGCUCGGACCAAAAGUACUACCUACUCGUAAGUAGUUACCUAGAUUUUAGUCAAGAUUGAAGUUAAGUCAGUUUCAUUACAUAAGUUCUGUCUAUAAACGUAGUAUUCGUCUUUUCAUUUGAUAAACUAUUGUCUCAAUAAAAUAAUAUUAAUUGUCUAUUAAUCUACUUAAUUUAACAGAGAUCAGAUAAAAUAUCAAUGUCUUUUGGUUUUAAUAACAUUUAGUUUAAAAAGUUGAAUAAAUUGAGAUACAAUUAGCAUUGCUAAAAAGUACCUUAGUGAUUUUUUAAUGAGACCGAAUUUAUUGUUCACCAAUCACCACAAUGCAUCGGUUAUACACAAGUGGUAUAUUUAGAGAAGCUACACAGCUUAACUAACUUAAACAUAUUUUGUGUAGCUUUCCUACAUCUGUUGAAUACUUAGUAACCAUUGUGUAAUAAGUAUUUAGGUACUUACUUUAAAAAUUUGUAGGUAGACGUCUUCAACUUCUCACCUAGAGCGUAUAAAGAGCUUUUAUUAAACAAAAAUAUUAUGUUUACCUAGUAACUACCAUAAAACCGUUUUUACUUUAUUUGAUAACUAUAUUGUAUUUUGUUAAGGAUAUUAGCAGAUAAUUUACAUUAUAAAGUACUUUGAUACUUAUCAGUUCUUUUAUGAGUUGUACGAUAUACCUACCUAACUUAGAAGACGAUAAGCAAAUUUCAUAAAAAUGAUUAAUUUUGAACUAAGACUUAAAAUUGUACUGUAGCUGAAACUUAUGUUUACGAAGACUCAAUAAGUUGUAAAGUUGAUAUUAUGCGGUAUCGUCACUGAUGCGUGAAUAGCGCAAAUAUAAGCGAUUAUUAUAUUAAUUGUUUCAUCACAUACGAUUUAAAAAUUCAGUUUUUUAAUUAGCACUUUCCAAAUAAAAAUAUUUACUUGUAUUAUUCGAUAAGUACCUACUGUAUUAAGUUGCGGUUUGUUAUUUUCAAAGGGUGGUCAGUGUUUUUAUAGAAAAUACACGACUCACGAGCUUCAUAUACCACAAGUUCCAAAAUUAUCCUAAAACGGCGUUUAAUUACUUAACAGAGAAAAUAAUGACUACGCAGCAAAAAUUAUCAUCUAUUUUUUGUUUUUAACAUCGACUUUGCGAAAGAGACGCAUUAGUUUAUAGUAAAGUGAGAUAACUUUUUGAAUCCUUCGUUGAUUUUGAUAAGUGAUGAAUCGCCCAGGACGAAAUUUGUUAAGAAUUUGAAAAAAAUUGAAAAAACCUAGUUCGUUUGACUAACCAAUAAACAGAAACUCCUUCCGAUUACGGUAAAAUUGCCUUAUCAACUUAGGGGCCGAAUUUAGAAUAAAUUCCAAUUUUCCAAUUUAUUUAAAAUAUUAUGUUACUGAUUUUAUUCUUUGUCCAUUUCCAAAGGAACAAUUGAAACAAAAAUCUCGUGAUGUAUUUAUUCAUUUCAUCUAUUUUCAAUUGAUAGUCGAGUCCUGCCACGAAUAACUUAUUUCUUGCAGAUUUUAAAUAAAUAUAAUUUAUUAGUCACAUUAUGUACAAUGUAGUCUGUGCCACAUACCUACUAUAAUGUAUGUACAGUAUAUAUUUCCUUAGAUAGAUCUAUUUUUAUUUAUUUAAGUUAGUAAUUUAUAUAAUUUAUACUGUAGAGUUGUACAGUUGUAACAUUCAAUAUUCUAAAUAUUUCACAUUAUAUAGAGCUUCCCGUUUGACUUCUACAAUUUUGUCUACCACCAGAGUAAGUAUCACAAGAUAUUCCAAGUAUCAUAUCCAUUCAGACAUUUAGGAUUAGGAGCGAUACUUUAGUUUUAGUAACUGUUUGUGGUCGUCGUAUGUAUUUGUGACAGUCGAAAUAAGUACCUAUUUAUAUUUAAAAAACGUAAUAGUACAAAACAAAAUUAAACACAUUGGUUGUAUCAUCCUUAAUUUGCUUGAAUAACCUACGGAGAAUCAAAAAAAAAAAUUAUAUUCCAUUAUACUGAAUAUGUGGAAUCAGACGGACGAUGCCUGCGACUUUGUCAGCGUGGAUUUCAGUUUUUUUUUUUAAAUCUCGUGAGAACUCUUGUGAUUAAAGGGGUAACGACCUUCAGUAAUGAAGAAUACGAUGCAGAAUCCGCCUAGGUAUUUGAGAUCUGCCAUCGCUGCGCAUUCUGGUACGAGGUCGCCAUUCCAAAAGGCAUAAAUUGGAUCAAUCUUGGUGGGCCGUUAGUCUUCUAUUACAAACCUUAUUGUUGUUUACAAUUCCAAGAGCACAGCUUUUAGCAAUUUACUGGAUGGAGCGGGAUAAGGGCAUUGGACAUUUUUUCAUAUUCUGACUGAUACAUUUUUCGAGAAACUCAGUUGAGGUCAAUAAGCAUUGCAUUAAAAUCUCCCGGAGUGCCUGCGAACGACGAUCAGCAAAACCAAAGAUGAGUGUACCUACUCGCCGUUAAUGUUGAUACCAAGUUCGUUCCAAUCCAUAAGCUCAAAGACGUCUUUAAAUGAAACGGUAUAUACCUUCGGGGAGUUAGUUACGUUUCCCGGUCGCACUCCCCGCUGCACUUGGAUCUCUUUACCAAAUCUAAGCAUACGGAUGUACCAUCAGGAAAAGGUAAACAGAAAGACAAACCCAUUUUGGCAUUUAAAAUAUUAGGAUGGUGAUUUAUAAUAAUACUAACCAAUUAUUAUUCUUGUUUUCUUGUUACUAAAUACUACGUUGCAUAAAAUUGGCUAAGAUGCUUUUGUUAGUUAUUUUAUUGAAUCGAUACUUUAAAUGUUUUAUGUGUGAUAUGGACCUACAAGUACUUAUGAUUCAAACCGGUAGAUUUAUUGAGGAUAAACUUAGAAAAGAAUGUUUAAUACCCUCUCUAGUUGAUAAUAUUUAAUUAUUGUAAAUAUUUAAUUAUGUUCGAAAUGUUCAUUCAUAUCAAUUAGAGAAACUGUUUAAUAGCAAAUUGUAAGAUUUUAAUUCCACACACGGGCAUAUUUGAUUUACGGACGUCGAUGUACAAUUAAUAAACUCAUUUUACUGAA
Molecule: messenger RNA, 7751 nt
Organism: Maniola jurtina (meadow brown)
Lineage: Eukaryota; Metazoa; Arthropoda; Insecta; Lepidoptera; Nymphalidae
Exons: 5
Coding region: 399-1346 (315 amino acids)
Source: RefSeq, a predicted model, not a curated record